Messenger RNA from Phytophthora nicotianae INRA-310, 1066 nucleotides. RefSeq lists its product as hypothetical. Lineage: Eukaryota; Oomycota; Peronosporomycetes; Peronosporales; Peronosporaceae. The coding region runs from base 36 to 695 and encodes 219 amino acids. The record is from RefSeq and is a predicted model, not a curated record. The transcript has 5 exons.
CGACGUUUGGAUUGACAAAUUUCAAAGUUUGAGCCAUGUCGCUCAAGAACCUCAAGCCGAUCACCAUCAAGCGCAAUCCGUCGCUGCCCGACGGACACCAGCUCUUCCCUAUCGCAGACAAGUGGGCGGAGCUGCUGCCAGAGCGAGUUCCGCUCCAGUUCUCUAUCUUUCGAUACUUGGGGUUCUAUGUGGCUUGCACUAAGAAUGGCAAGUCGACCGUCGUGAGGUCCCGCGCAGUCGCAGCACUUCGCGUGACCAUCCAGAACGAGGACAAGGUGGUGUUCAACGAGCGCGUGAAUACUGCCUUCCCCAACGGUGUCUAUUACGUUCAGGACAUCCGUCUGGAGAACCCCGGAGUGCACACUGUAUGUGUGACAGUUGAGGGAGGACUUGCAGAUGACCUGGCACCGCUCGUGCUUAAAACGCAAGUGUUCGAGUUCAUGGAACUGCAUGAGUGUCCGGAUCUGGAGAAAGGAGCGUAUCAGCCACUGCGCGAAUUCGUACUCAACUGCAUCAAGAAUGGGCAUCGCGAACAACUACGUGACGACUCAUUUCUUGAAACCUACGUACGCACGAAGAAGCACUCGCUACGCAACAUGGAUGCAAGGUGGUGGUUACGAGCAUUUGUGCAGCACACGCUGGAUCGCGAGGAGCGUCAGAGACUUUUGAUACUGCAUGCUGCGGUACUUGUUUGAUCAUUUUGUCCUUAAUGUUUGUCGUAUUCACCUUUCGACUGUAAUAUCAGAAAUACUCUUGCCGGACCACACAUAAACGCAAGCAGGACCAUCCGAGCCGCACGGCAGACAAGAAAGAGCACGAUAAUCUAUUCGCACGUCGGAAACGAGACUGGAAACGUGUACGCGCAGGGGAUCUGCGAAUGUUCACGACGGAGCCACUACAUGCGGGAGCAACAACUACAGUGUACAGCAGCAAGGAAAUGUUCCGCCAGCUCAGUCUCUACGCUCAAGUCUAGCUGGAGCCCCGUGCACUUGCGUAUCAGUCAACGAGUCGCCUAGUGUACGUCUACAUACUAGUAAUACACUCACUUUGUCGGAUUAAUCGGAGA